CGUUGCUUUUCCCAUCGCUUUUUUCGGUGAUGAGCUCCAAAAAGACUCCGAUGAGUCCGAUUGGUCUUUCGGACCAACCGUUAACCGGUGCGCGUCGCGUGCGAGGUAAAGCGGCGACCAACAAUUGGCCGAGGUGAUUUUUUUUUUCCUGAAGGGGCGUAUUUUUUAAGCCAUCUUGACUGAAUAUUUAGCCUCAUCCUAGGUACUUUAAAUUGAUAUCUUUGGGAUUUCGCCGUCCCAGAGUUUCCCACCGCCGUCGUUCCAAAGGCUGAAGUCGCGCCAAUGAAACCGGGCGGAGUUCGUGUGCCGAAGCGGAGCGGCGGCGGAGAAGCGGACCGCUGAAGAUGACGCUGCUAACGGCUAGCAUGUCCGCCUCGGUCGGAGUCUGUCACUAGCUGACAUUUAGCCAGGUGCAGUUUUCCCCCCCUGCUUGGCACCGCAGAGGACGGUUCAUCAAGAAAGCAGGAGUAAAGUCUCAUGCGGAGACUGAAUAGGUGGGAAUGUGAGACGACUGCUAGAGGACUCAAAAUGGGAAGGGGUCGAGGCAGGGGGAGAGGAAGAGGUAGACAGGUGGGUCAACCGAGGCCUCCCUCGCCUUACCGACUGCAGCUCUCCCCGUCCCGGGAGACUCUGACGUACGCUCAGGCCCAGAAAAUUGUGGAAGUGGAUCUCGAUGGAAGACUCCAUCGGAUUAACAUCACAGAUCCUCUCCCGGUCAUCACAGAGGAUGAGAUGAUGGCUCAGGACAUUGCAGAGUGUAACAGCAACAAGGAGAACAGCGAGCAAAUGCAAGGUAAAAACAGAUCAUGGAGGAAACCUAACAACAAGAGCCGAAGGAGUGGUAAAAAUACAUCUCAGCAGAACCAGCGGUCUGGCUCACAGCAGCAAACAGGAUCUUCUUGUUCCUUCCAGCACCCGUCCCACCAAAGCCCCCUGCCGGAGCCCACCUUCCGCGAGCUGAGCUCCGUUUCCCCCUGUGAAGCGCCUCCUCUCCCGGCAGCCUAUUACCGCUACAUAGAGAAGUCCGGGGAGGAGCAGGACAAUGUGGCUGAGUACGACAUGGACGAGGAGGACCUGGCUUGGCUGGAGAUGGUGAACCAAAAGAGGGUGUGUGACGGCCAUGCGUCUGUGUCUCCAGACACGUUUGAGCUUCUGAUCGACCGCCUGGAGAGGGAGUCCGUCCUGGAGUCACGCAGCCAGGCUUUAUCUCAGAACGCAGUCGAUGAGGACGCCUUCUGCUGCGUCUGCCUGGACGAUGAGUGUCUGAACAGUAACGUCAUCCUGUUCUGUGACAUCUGCAACCUGGCCGUCCACCAGGAGUGCUACGGUGUGCCCUACGUACCUGAAGGCCAGUGGCUGUGCCGCUGCUGCCUGCAGUCCCCCUCCCGCCCUGUAGACUGUGUACUCUGCCCCAACCGAGGAGGUGCCUUCAAACAGACGAGCGACGGACGGUGGGCCCACGUCGUCUGUGCCAUAUGGAUCCCCGAGGUAUGCUUUGCCAACACGGUGUUCUUGGAGCCCGUUGAGGGGGUGAAGAACAUCCCCACAGCUCGCUGGAAGCUCACGUGUUACCUCUGUAAGCAGAAAGGCAGGGGAGCUUCUAUCCAGUGCCACAAAGCGAACUGUUACAGAGCUUUUCAUGUGACCUGCGCCCAGAAGGCAGGACUGUUCAUGAAAAUAGACCCGGUCCGAGAGACCGGCGUCAACGGCACCACCUUCUCUGUGAAGAAGACAGCUUUCUGCGAGAAUCACUCCCCUGUCGGGUCUCGGCGGGAUGCGUCCGGGGAUGAGUCUGUGGAAGGACGACUGGUGGGAGGGCGGGGCAGUCGGGGCCAGAGGUCAUAUACUCAGAGCCCUCCGUCACCAACCAACAAGAAGCCAACCAAAGGCCAGAAGAAGAAGAACACUAAAGGGUCUGGGUCGACACGGCGUUCGAAUGUUCCUGUGCUGCUUGUGCCUCAGAUCCCCUCUCACAGGCUAAACAAGAUCUGCACAGGAGUUGAAGUACAGAGAAAAAAUCAGUUCAUGCAGAGACUUCAUAAUUAUUGGCUGCUGAAAAGACAGUCUCGAAAUGGCAUGCCUUUAAUACGCCGACUUCAUUCCCAUCUACAGACUCACAAGGCCGCAGAGCAGAAGGAACCCGAUGAGAAGCUAAGUGCUGCGAGAGAGGAGUUACGAUACUGGCAGAAGUUAAGGCAAGACCUGGAAAGAGCUCGACUUCUAGUGGAACUCAUCCGUAAGAGAGAGAGGCUUAAAAGAGAACAGAUGAAAAUCCAGCAGGCUGCCCUUGAACUGUCACUGACUCCUGCACAGGUGCUUCUCAAAUCCACUUUGGACCAACUACAGGAGAAGGACUCGGCCAAAAUCUUCUCUCAGCCAGUCAAUCUGUCAGAGGUCCCAGAUUACCUCGAGUUUAUAUCCGAACCCAUGGACUUCUCAACGAUGCGAAGCAAACUGGAGGGACACGCCUACUGCUCCAUUGGGGACCUGGAGAAAGACUUUGAGCUGAUGAUUUCCAAUUGCCUCAAAUACAACUCCAAGGACACUUUGUUCCACAAGACAGCCUUACAGCUGAGGGAAGUGGGGGGAGCCGUUCUGCGUCACGCUCAGAGGCAGUAUCAGAGCAUCGGCCUUGACCCCAGCACUGGCAUGCAUCUGCCUGAGGCACCGAACAAACACGGCUUCUAUCAGUGCACAUGGGAGGACGUCGACUCUGUGCUGGACCCUGGAAACAGGCUGCACUUGACCACAGAGGAGCAGCUGAAGGCCUUACUGGAGAAACUGGACAUGGUGACGUCGAUGCGAACGAGCGGCGGCCGCACCAAACGCAUCCGGCUGCUGCGCCGGGAGAUUAACUCUCUGAGGCAGAAGAUGAGCCAGCAGCAAAACGUUCAGCCUGUCAACGGAAAUAACAAGGACAACGACGAUGAUGAAGAGGAGGAGGAGGAGGAGAAGAAGAAGAAGAGGAAGAAGGAACAGAAGGAAAAAAUAAAGAUAAAAGACAAGGUGGACGUUGAUACUGAGCCUUUGUCUGACGUGCCAAACUCUGGGUCAGAUGACUCGCCGCCCGUUCUUGAACUCACCUGUCCAGUGUCGUCACCUCUACCAGGAGAUGCUCCCCUGGAACCACCUGUCCUGGGCAUUGUAACCGGAGGUCAGAGGUCACCUGGGCGCUCCUACAAGCGUCAGAGGUCCUCGCGCAGCGGCAGCAAAAGCCAAGGUGAGGAUGAGGCCGAAGUUGGAGAAACGCCAUCUUCCCAAUCAGAGGCUGUUCACGAGGUGACGCCGCUCGGCUCGCCUCCGGCUCUGCCGCUGGUUGGAGUCGGCCGGCGCACGUCCGUGUUGUUUAAGAAAGCUAAAAACGGGGCAAGAAAAAACAAGUUGUCCCAGUGGCAAAAUGGGAAAACAUCUGAAGAGAAGACCAACGGGCUGGACAGCGCUGCCGUCGAUUCAAAUCCCCCCAGUGAGAACAUCACCGCCUUACCUCCUACCCCCAACGCCUCUCCCGCUCCUUCCUCUCCCUCCUCACACCACCUGAGGUCCAGAGGCCCCAGCACCGAGAGCGAACAUGACAAACCGACUGCAACCCCCAGAGAAGAAGCACUCACGAAUGGAAAGCACAUGUCUAGAAACCAAGAUGGAGGUGCCGAUGAUGAUGAUGAUGAGGAGGAGGAGGAGGAGGAGGAGGAUGAUGACCCAAACCUAACUGCUUCCCCUCCCAAACGCAGUCGAGGUAAGCCAGCUCUGGCCAAGGUUCCCAGCAAGGAAAAUGGAGACAUCUCCAGCUCUGGGAAGUCUGCGCUUCUGUCUAUAGAUAGUGAGACCGAACUUUCACCACUGGACUUGGUUUGGGCGAAAUGUCGAGGAUACCCGUCGUAUCCAGCAAUGAUCGUUGACCCCGACAUGCCUCAGGAAGGACUGCUCCAUAACGGCAUCCCCAUCCCAGUGCCUCCUGGAGAGGUGCUCAAACUGGGGGAAUGGAGGCACACUGACGAAGGCCACAAGCUCUUCCUGGUGCUCUUCUUCGACACAAAGAGAACUUGGCAGUGGCUCCCUCGAAACAAGCUGCUGCCGCUGGGGAUGGAUGACACUGUAGACAAGCUGCGCCUGAUGGAGGGCAAGAAGCCCAGCGUUCGCAAGUCGGUCCACACAGCGUACGACCGCGCCAUGGUGCAUUUAAACCACGUGAGACGAAAUCUCAACUUCACUCCCUCCAAUUUUAUAUAAAGUUUAUUUUAAAAGGGUUUUAUCAUCUUAAAUGAGCUGUUUGUGGGAAUACACAGCAGCUCCUUUAAAGUUCUUAAAACCGCUAAAGCUGAUGGUGUUUGGAGGUUUGCUAUGCUUGGAUUUGGUAGAGGUUCCAUAAAUGUUUUUCAUAAAUCAAUUUGUUAAUUAUUUUCUAUGUACAUUUUUAAAAAUGGAGUUUUCCACAACCACUGUUGCUGUGUGUUGAUAUGAAGUUUGUGCAUCAGGCCAAAGUGGGUGGAGACCAGACAGAGAGAUGCGUGUCAAAGGGAUUGCUUAUGGUUCCAAACAUAUUUAGAUUGUAUUUGCUCUUGAAAUGUCACUGUGUAUAAUGAAGUGUGAAAGUUUCACCUUAGCAUGCGUUCCACACCUGGACUUGGAGUUUUACACGCAGCUGAAACCAGAUGUUUACAUACACUGGACUCACUGAUCAUCCAAGAAGACUUCAUCUUAUUGGACGAUCAGUUUGUGCCACAGCUUUAAAUUUCUUCCAGAUGUCUUAAGAGGUUGCUUCAAUAUUUCUAAAUAAUAUCCCUCCACCAUUCUACUUCACUGUUAGAAUGGUGUUAUCAGAUUUGUAAUCUGCCCCUUCUUAGCCGCCUUCAGACUGCAGGACGUUGAUCUUUAAUCUAAACUGUGGUUUAGCUUUUUUCACGUUGCUCUUCAAGUAAUGGCUUCUUCCUCUCUGCGUGGCUUUUCAGGGAUAGUUUCACUGUGGAUAGCGACACUUUUAUCAGCUUCAUUCGAGUUCUUCAGCAGAGGAAACAGGAGAAGGUCAGUCAGACAGACAGUGAGGAGUAUGUAAAUAUCUGGUUUCUGUGGAGGCCACCAAACAUUUUCUUUAAAUCGUUUUAAUUUUCUAAAUAUAAAGUCAUCACAUUGUUAUCAUUUUCUUUAAACUCAAUCUCUUUUAUUCUAAGGUUUAUUUUUAUUAGCCUGUAAAAUUCUUCAAUUCUAGCUGAAAUAAUUUUUGUUCCAGCUGACAGUGCCAACAUUUUUGCAACUUUUAGGUCCAGUUAUGAGACGCUUUUGGUGAAACUUUGUUCGUGUUUGAUUAUUUUCCAUAUUGUGAAACUGUAAUAUGAUAGUAGACUGAGAGCGGUCGGCGCAGAUACCACUACAGCGGUGAUUCAGAAAAGCCAUUACCCACCGGUGAAGAACUUUGCUAGUAAAUCUGGCUGGAAAGACUUGAAAAGCACAAAUGGUCUAGUUUUAAUAAAAUCUAUACGAUUGGUGUUUCCUGGAGCCAAAUAUGUGGCAAAACCUACUGCAUCUGUUCAUGUACAGCUGAUACAUCUAUGUAUACAAUCUCAGUGUGGUAAAAGUGCAUGUGUAUAGUUUUGUAAAUAUGUAAAUGUAUGUUUAUAUUCGCUUACAUGAAGUAAUUUAAGGAAUGCAAAAAUCAAAUAUAGAAUUUAAUUUAUAAUUUGUUGCCGUAGAGGGAGUUAUUUAAAAAAAAAAACUGAAUUAUUGAAAAGAUUUAUGUAUGACGCUGAGUAGCUCUUUAUAGUAGUGACGGUGUUUUACCAACAUGUCAGCAGAAAGCGCGGUGACGCACGACUGUAGACAGCAGACUACAGAUUGUUUUCAUUUUUCUCGGUGGCACAGAUUUUUUUGAUCUUGUCAUUUAAAGUCUACCGCAAGAUCUAUUGUCUGCCUGAGACAAUAUUUUCUCACAGGAAUAAACGCUGUUUGAAACAAC
Messenger RNA from Poecilia reticulata (guppy), 5947 nucleotides. It is a transcript of the gene brpf3a, whose product is annotated as bromodomain and PHD finger containing, 3a. The record is from RefSeq and is a predicted model, not a curated record. Gene Ontology annotation, biological process: regulation of transcription by RNA polymerase II. Gene Ontology annotation, molecular function: protein binding. NCBI's taxonomy places the organism in Eukaryota, Metazoa, Chordata, Actinopteri, Cyprinodontiformes, Poeciliidae.